Molecule: messenger RNA, 570 nt
Organism: Candidula unifasciata
Lineage: Eukaryota; Metazoa; Mollusca; Gastropoda; Stylommatophora; Geomitridae
Source: the annotation of a GenBank genome assembly
GGGAACUAUGCGCAGAAUCUGGAUUCCUUCAACUCUCUAGAGACGGAACAAACCUACAGGCUGGGUGCAACAUGGAGGGAAAGGUGCCGCAGCUGUUGGUGUGAUUCUACGGGAGCGUGGUGCAACGGGCCUGUGUGUGAUUUCGAGUAUGACUUUACCCAGGAACAGUGGUGCUUGCAGUGGUCGCAGGACGGCUGCUGCUGCGAGCGGCUGGGCUGUACCGUGGAAGGCGAGCAGUACGAUAUAGGGGCAGUGUUUCCGUACGGGAAAGACAACCCUUGUUUGAACUGUACCUGUGAGAUCGGGACGUCACAGGACUACUGUCUGCGCCAAAGAUGUGGUACCUACUACGUGGUUUGUGAGGACGGGGAGGUCACCUACGAUGAAAGCUGUUGCCCUCAUUUUACCUGCCCUAUUGGAGUGUCCUGUGACAAAAUUCCUGACCCAUUUCCUCAGACUCCACAAAAUGAGCUAUUGGACUGGUUCGCUGGUCACCUGGAACCCAUACCUGUUGGGAUGACUCAGCAUUUUCACCUGGACACCUUCAGCACCUACAUCUGCAGCUGUCCC